Cryptomeria japonica (Japanese cedar) is the source of this 2209-nucleotide messenger RNA. RefSeq names its product protein EMSY-LIKE 1. Gene Ontology annotation, biological process: defense response to fungus. The record is from RefSeq and is a predicted model, not a curated record. The transcript is spliced from 8 exons. Lineage: Eukaryota; Viridiplantae; Streptophyta; Pinopsida; Cupressales; Cupressaceae. The coding region runs from base 365 to 1492 and encodes 375 amino acids.
ACCCCCGCGAAAUAGCGCGCUGAUAAUGGUCUUUACGGCGGGGGCGUUCAAAAGACACAGGGCUUCCUCCGCCCCCAUAUGACCUCCCGCCAGCGUUAUUUCCCUUUCGGCCCGCCAAUUUGGCUAGUGCGUUCAUUAUACUUGGCACUGGUUUUCUCCGCCGCUAAAAAAGUAAAGCGCCUCUAGGCCGGGCUUUCAGAAGAGAAAUCUCUGCGUCUGGUUUUCCAGCCCUCGGCAAGCUGUUGGAAAUUUUUCGUUUUCAUAUUUUAGUGGAAUUUUUUCAGCGCUAGAAACAAACGCCCCUAAGUUUACCGCUGCUGCAGAAUUUGGUGAAUUUCACUCAUUGGUCAAAGCUCUGGUAGCCAUGGCGUACCGUCCGUCUGAUAGUAGCGGGACGGAUGAUGAUCUUCUACCACCUCACUUGAACCGAAUGCCAAGAGGAGGGGAUCGGUCUGGUGCAAACAUGAGGUUUCCUGCUGGAAAACUAAUGAAUAUACAAAGUGAUGCUGAUAUGGAGGCUCGUAUUCGCCGGGCAGAGCAAGAGGCUUACUGCGCUGUCCUUCGUGCUUUUAAUGCUCAAUCUGAUGCUGUUUCCUGGGAGAAAGAGGAGUUAAUCUCAGAGCUGAGAAAAGAACUAAGAGUUUCUGAUAUGGAGCACAGGGCACUGCUAGGGAAAGUUAAUAGAGAUGAUACGCUGAAACAUAUAAGAGAAAAUCGGCAGGGAACAUCUAAUCAACACAGAUAUAUAUCCGCUGUACCACACUCUGCUGUGAAGACACUUGAUUCUACGGUUUCAGCAUCUUUUAAAAAGCAAAAAAUCUCACCUAUGAUGGCCUCUUUACCUCAAGCAAUUUUACCUUCUACAAUGCAUGCUGCACCGGGAAAAUUGGCAUCUUCAGCAGCAGGAAGAGGAGUGGUUGGGGGUGGGAGAGGAAGGAAAUCGAAAGGGUCAGUGGAUGUUCGAUGGGAUUGUGAUGGUCCUUUAGAGAUGAGUCGUGGAUCAGCAGGACACAAUGAAAAGUUUCUGGCUAAUAAUGGUGGUAGAGGAAAGGGGUAUCCAAAGGGCCAAGGUGCAAAUGGAUAUGCAACUUUUCAAAACGGUACGUUCAGCAAAAAGCCUGAGAACAUUGAGUUACGCGAGACAGAUAAGCUCAUUAAAGAGGUGGAAAGAGUCUGUAGAGAUCAUCCUGAUCCUUCUGUUGUGGAGAAUGCUAAGAUGGCACUAAGAGAUCAAGAACAAUCACUCCUGGAAGCAAUUAAAAGACUGGAAUCAGACGAAGAAGAUUGUCAGAUGCCUCAUUCCAACCAUACACAUGCUAACCAAGAAAGAAUGUGGAGAAACAGGCAAGUAAAUGGAAAUGGAGGAUAUAACAAAGAAGACAUAAGUGGAGGUCGUAGGGCUGGAGGUUCAAACAGAAAUCCCAUGGUUGAAAGUGGUGGUAUUUCCUCUGAUGAUCAGCAAGAGGAUGAAUAUGGUGAUGAAGAUGGUUAGGGUAAACAUGAAAUUGCUUGUUUUUACCAGAUUAGCAAUUCAAGUUUUCAUUUAAGCUUCAUGCCCAAUUUGAGACGAGAAAUUUGUUUGCGCAUGUUGGGCAGUUUUUUUGAAGCUAUUUCUAGAGUCUCGGGCAUAUGGAUACCAUUCCUCGUUUUAGUUGGUUGGCUAGUGCAAGCACUGCAUUUUUUUUUAUCCUGCUUUCCUAGAAAGCAUGGCUGUAUAUCUAUGAUUUUACUGCUUUGCUCCUUUAUGCAUUUUUUGCUAGAAUAAUUCAAAAUUUUGGUGUUGCUCUCCCAAGGCAUGGAAUACGGAUUAACUUGCCUUUUAGCUACAGUUUUAAUAUGGAUAUUGACAAAUAUUCCUGUAAAUCCAACUAACUUGUAGGAGAGGACUCGGUAAUAGACACCUUUCAAUCCAACUGGGUUUUAACGUGGAAAAGGUCUCGAUCACAAAAUUUGUCUUGUGAUUUGUAUCCUCUGGGCACAUAUGGGUAUGUCGAUUUAUUGGCUUACUUUUGUCUUAUAUCUUACCUCUUGGUAGUAUGUUUUCCUUGUUUACUGGGGGCAUCCAGGAAAAAGGGCUGUAAUGGGCUGCUUAUUGUUUCAACCAAUUUGUAUGCAAGAAUUUAUAGGAAUUAUACAAUCUGUAAUUACUGUUGUCUGAAGAAGAUUGUUUUUCAGUGAUAAGAAGCUUAAUAUUAUUUUAUUUUUCUUA